CAUAUUUAAUUGGGUAAAUAUGGAGAAUCUCCUUGAGCGUUUGACAAACAUCGAGCCGAGGCACUUCACACCAGUCAUUUCCUCAGUGUAUCUGACCUCCUUCUUCCUACUUACAGCUACAUGCUUGCGCAAGGUUCAGCUCUGCUUUAUGCACAAAGCUGAGGGCACAGGCAAUUAUGAGAGGAAUUGUUUUAAUUUUUAUACUUUACUGGUACGGUAUUCCUGUUUCAAAAGCCAGUGAAAAAUGCACUUUUGCAGCUUUAGGAGAUAAUUUUACCAUCCCACUGGAAUACAAAGAACUCAGAGAAGAUCAUGAAUUGAUCUGGAAGAAAAAUUCAGAAAUAGUGCAUAAAAGGAAGAAAAGCAGCGUCCAAAGAAAUACAAUACAUGUAAACAAAUACGGCUCCUUAGAGCUAAUUGAUCUGAAAAUGACUGACUCAGCAAAUUAUUUAGCAGAGGUAUAUGACAAAGAAGGAAAAUUCCUUAUUAUGGACAAGAAAUGCCUUCAGGUCAUUGAAAAAAUUUUAUCAAAGCCUCAAAUUCAGCAGCCUGAUUGUAGCAAGUCAAAACUGACCCUGACUUGUUUUUUGGAAAAACCUAAUAAUGUGAAGUAUGUCUGGCAUAAGAACAAGAAAGAAGUGAAAGAAACUACCAAAACUCUGACUGAAGAAAAAAAAACAUUGAAAAGCAGCGAUACGUUUUCAUGCAACGUCUCGAAUGAAGUUGGUUACCAGAUGAGUGACGAUAUCACAAUCAAAUGUGGAGGUGACAAACUGUUUGGGUUGGAUUUUUGGAUCAUGGUAGCCAUCUUGGUGAUAGGAGGGGGUCUUAUUCUUAUUCUCAUCUUGGUCAUGGUGGUGUAUCUCUGUCGGCGACAUAAACAAAAGAAGGAUCGAGAGCGAGAGGAAGAGGAGCUUCGGCUGAUGCACAUGACGCAGCAGGCCCACCCCCCCAGGCCGCAAGAGGCCCCCAGGGGCCACACAGCUCCCUACACACACCCACAGAAUGGAGAGGAUAACACCCCGGCCCCCCCCAGGCCCAGAGCCAAACGGCCCAGGCCUCCGCCAGUGCCGGUCGCAGAUGAGGAGAAACCCCCACCACGGCCAAAGCCACGGCAGUCAGCGCCCCGCCACAACCGCACUUAGUUCCCCACCAAGCAGCUGCCAGAGCAACUUCAUUGGCACCUGCUAGAUACAUGAUUCAAAAUAACCUUGAAAGGAAAGUACUAUAUGUCUUUUGUUUUAAAUAACUGCAGAAGUAUUUGUGCCACAGAACAAAUGUGUGUGUGUGUGUGUGUAAUAUGCAUUCAUAUACAGUCAGGUCCAUAAAUAUUGGGACAUCGACACAAUUCUAAUCUUUUUGGCUCUACACACCACCUCAAUGGAUUUGAAAUGGAAUGAACAAGAUGUGCUUUAACUGCAGACUUUCAGCUUUAAUUGAGGGUAUUUACAUACAAAUUAGGUGAACGGUGUAGGAAUUACAGCAGUUUGUAUAUCUGCCACCCACUUUUAAAGGGACCAAAAGUAAUGGGACAAUUGGCUGCUCAGCUGUUCCAUGGCCAAGUGUGUGUCAUUCCCUCAUUAUCUAAUUUACAAGGAGCAGAUAAAAGGUCUAGAGUUCAUUUCAAGUGUGCUAUUUGCAUUUGGAAUCCGUUGCAAAAUAUUGUCCCAAUAUUUAUGGACCUGACUGUAUAUAUUUUUUACAGUGUUUGGUGUAUAUAAGAAUGAAUAUUGUAUUACAUAUUUUUGCAUGAGAGUUAACGAUUCAUGACAGAGACAGAGGCAUUGUUAACCCAUAAAAUUUAACCAGCUUUGUUUUUUCGUCUCAAAUAUAUAUAUAUAUAUAUAUAUA
Brienomyrus brachyistius is the source of this 1851-nucleotide messenger RNA. RefSeq names its product T-cell surface antigen CD2-like. NCBI's taxonomy places the organism in Eukaryota, Metazoa, Chordata, Actinopteri, Osteoglossiformes, Mormyridae. Bases 177 to 1145 code for a protein of 322 amino acids. The record is from RefSeq and is a predicted model, not a curated record. The transcript has 5 exons.